CACGUAAUAAUAACUUAUCUUCUGAGUAACUUUUGAAAGACAACGGACGACAGCAACUCAGCUCGCGCGAGUUUAGGUCACAUUUUUUAAGUCAGGAGCACCAUGAGUGCCAGAAACAGAUCCUGCUCCUCUUCUUUCAUCCAAGCAUGCAGCUCAUCAUCCUUUACCAGGCAACCACCUCGUGUGUUGAUAGUGGAUGCCUCGCCACCCUGGUGGUCAGAGACAUGCUCUGUUUUGUGUCAGGCCCUGGAAAAUUUCUUUUUUUUGACCAGCAGUUUGGCUGGGCCCGUUCGUCUACCACUACUUAGUGUUUUUGCCAUCAAUGUACAGCUAGAGUGCCUUCUGCCCUUUGUGCAUGUUAAGGGGAAUUUGACACGGCUGCUCUCCUGUGUAGAAGAGCUGCGUUCUCUACCUCAGGAGGGCUGCAUUCGGCAGCGGGGGGCACUCCUUAAACAGGCAGUGCUGGACAGCCUUCAGCAGUUUAAACAAUACAUGUGUCAUACAGCUCUUGGGGACAUCAACAGCAACUGUGUGGAGGUGACUGUAGUGACUUGUCAGCCAGGCCAGACAGUCCUGAGACAGCUGGAGCAGGGCCUGAAAAACUCUGAUCUAAUGAGCCUGCGCAAGCUUCUGGUGAUUCACAUUACCCUCCAGCAUAGUCUCACAGACAGAUCUCCUGCCUGUAGCCCAGAGACACCAUCUUCAGAUCACAAUGACCAUGAAGAGAGCCUGAUGUUGGGGACGGAGAUGGACCUACAGCAAGUGGAGGGCACAGUUGUGGCUGUGGAGAGUGCUCUGAAAAUGUGGCUACAUGACCAGGGUGGAGACCGGGAACAUGUCCACUUGUUGUUACCCCCUUCUCUCACAGCACAGAGUUCUACACCGAACCCUGCCAAUAACAGGCCAAGCCCUGUCUGUUUGAAGUGUGACAUGCAGGAGAGACUUCUUAGCCCAGCACUGCUUCCCAGCACUCCUGACCUUGGAGUGAAGACUGAGAGCAUACAAGAUUUCCAGCCCCAGAACAAGAGCCUGACCAAUCAGAGCCCCUCACCACAGCGUCUACGAGUUGUGAAAGUUCUCUAUGCCGACGGAGUGUGUCAGUCUGUGCUGUAUGGACUACCCUUUGUCAUCAGACCAACCUCUUGCUGGCAGCUAGAAUGGGAUGAGAUGGAAACAAACCACCAGACCUUUCAUGCUCUCUGCCACACACUCAGAACCCGUGACUGGUUCAUGUUGGCACGCUCAGAGCCAAGGUCGGGCUCGGGCUCUAGUGUGUUCUCUUACUAUGUACUUCAGUCCUCUGGAUCACUCUCUCUGCUUUUGAAACCUGUGCUGACACGAGAACUUAUGCUGCCCUGCACUCUGCCUGUUUCAGUUGAGGAGCCCCCACUCCAAGCACUACACAAUAUAGAGAGCUCCCUGGAGCAGCUAGAGAAGGACCCAGAGUUUAACCCCCUCUGCCUGGACUCCAACCUUUACAUGAACUUGAGAAUGAGAGGCUUGCUUACCCGCUCAACACAACCAUUUGGAGCACAAGGCCAGGGACGUGGCCAUCGCAGAGAUGCAAGUCGGCCACCAGAGGGCUCCACACAGCGUCAGCAAGGUCGGCAGUCUCAUAGUCGUGUACGGGCUACAGUGGCUCCUCUCCCUUCCAUUCCUCCAAACAAGAUGUCCCGUCCCUCACUAACCCUCAGCCACUCCCGAGCCAGUGCCCCUGCCCUCUGUUUCCAGGACAACUAUGAUGAGGAAGACCAUCUGAUGGUUCAGAGACAGUCCCUCAACUCUUUUGGCAGUGUGUCACAAACCUAGUUGUGUAAGUGACAUGUUGCACUGUUCCUGCCUCCAGCAUUAUCAUCCAAACUCAUCUGACUACCACA
Messenger RNA from Myxocyprinus asiaticus (Chinese sucker), 1877 nucleotides. Its product is annotated as meiosis 1 arrest protein-like. The record is from RefSeq and is a predicted model, not a curated record. Bases 103 to 1809 code for a protein of 568 amino acids. The transcript has 11 exons. Lineage: Eukaryota; Metazoa; Chordata; Actinopteri; Cypriniformes; Catostomidae. Gene Ontology annotation, biological process: spermatogenesis; male meiosis chromosome separation; meiosis I.